AAGGUAAUUGCUUCUCUGAGCAGCACGCCGGCGCCAGGGGAGAGUGUAAAAUGUCUCGGAAUACCGCGUUCGGUUCACAAUUCACCAUCAGAGCCCACAGAGUGCUGUCGAACGAGGGACAGCAACAGAGACGACAAAUUUACAGAAAAGAUGGCAACGGAUAACUUGACUGCUGUUCUUCAUGGCAUUGAGGACUUGCGUUUGGAACAACGUCCCAUUCCGGAAAUAGCCAGCGAUGAGGUUCUCCUGGCCAUGGACAGUGUUGGGAUCUGCGGUUCCGAUGUGCACUAUCUCACUGCUGGACGCAUAGGCGACUUUGUGCUGACCAAGCCCAUGAUCAUCGGACAUGAGGCUGCGGGCGUAGUGGCGAAGGUGGGAAAGUCCGUAAAGCAUUUGGCUGAGGGCGAUCGUGUGGCCAUCGAACCGGGCGUUCCCUGUCGCUACUGCGACCACUGCAAGCGGGGAAAGUACAACCUGUGUGCCGACAUGGUGUUCUGUGCCACGCCCCCGUACGAUGGCAACCUUACACGCUUCUACAAGCAUGCGGCGGACUUUUGCUUCAAACUCCCGGAUCAUGUCAGCAUGGAGGAGGGCGCCCUGCUGGAACCACUCUCGGUGGGUGUUCACGCCUGUCGUCGGGCCGAAGUUGGUCUGGGCUCCAAGGUCCUGAUCCUGGGCGCCGGACCAAUCGGUCUGGUCACUCUGCUGGUCGCUCAAGCCUUGGGAGCUUCUGAGAUUUUGAUCACAGAUUUGGUGCAGCAGCGUCUGGAUGUGGCCAAAGAGCUGGGCGCCACCCACACCCUGCUGCUGGAUAGGAAUCAGAGUGCCGAGGAUAUUGUCAAAAAAGUCCAUUGUACCAUGAGCGGGGCCCCUGACAAGGCCGUCGACUGUUGUGGGGCAGAGAGCAGUGCUCGCCUGGCAAUCUUCGCUACACGUUCCGGCGGUGUUGUCGUUAUUGUGGGUAUGGGAGCACCGGAGAUCAAGCUGCCCUUGAUCAAUGCCCUGUCACGAGAGGUCGACAUACGUGGCGUCUUCCGCUACUGCAACGACUACUCGGCCGCUCUGGCUCUGGUGGCAUCCGGUAAAGUGAAUGUCAAGCGUCUGGUAACACAUCACUUUGACAUCACCGAGACGGCGAAGGCCUUCGAGACCUCCCGCUAUGGCCAUGGCGGUGCUAUCAAAGUCAUGAUACACGUCCAGCCCAGAGAUGCCAACAAUCCAGUUAAAUUUUGAAUAUACAUACUAGAAUCUAUAGAUAAACAUAGACUUUAUGGCAAUGGUAA
This is a messenger RNA of Drosophila persimilis, 1283 nucleotides long. RefSeq names its product sorbitol dehydrogenase. The coding region runs from base 151 to 1233 and encodes 360 amino acids. Lineage: Eukaryota; Metazoa; Arthropoda; Insecta; Diptera; Drosophilidae. The transcript has 6 exons. The record is from RefSeq and is a predicted model, not a curated record. Gene Ontology annotation, molecular function: L-iditol 2-dehydrogenase (NAD+) activity; zinc ion binding. Gene Ontology annotation, biological process: D-sorbitol catabolic process.